GAUCUUCCUCGCUAUCUGGAUGCCAUGUGGGUGUUGUCUGGAGAGUCCGGACGUGUAAGUGAGUCCUUGACAAGACGCAAGCCUCAACAAUGUCCGAGACGGCGCCAACUACAGCUACGCCCGUUAUGUUGGAUCAUGAGCCACACACCAAUAUCCCACACCACGCAGGGGUAGAUUUGGAUCCUCACACUAAUCUCGAGCCUCUGGCUGACCUUAUCAGGGACAGAGUCUACAUGGACUACAAUGCCACUACGCCCCUGGAACCUGAGGUGAUCAGUGCAGUAACUGAUGCUUUACGUUUUGCCUGGGGUAACCCCAGCAGCACGUAUCUACCAGGUUUGAAGGCCAAAGAUAUCAUUAACCAGUCCCGAGACAGCAUAGCAAGAAUGGUUGGGGGGAAGGCGGAGGAUAUCAUAAUCACCUCAGGGGGCACUGAGGCUAAUAACAUGGUGGUCCAUUCUGCGGUGGAGCAUUUCUGGAAAAGCUGCGUUGCGGAGAAGGGGGCCCGGGAGAGAGGGCACCUGCUGAAUGGGAGCAGGGUCCUUCCUCACAUCAUCACCUCCAAUGUGGAGCACGACUCCGUCAAAAUCCCGGUGGAGAACCUAUUAAAAACGGGGAGGGCAGAUGUCACCUUUCUGCCCGUUUCCAUGGUGACUGGGCGGGUGGAAGCGGAGGAUGUGGUCUCUGCGAUGCGUCCCACCACCUGCCUGGUGUCGGUCAUGCUGGCCAACAACGAGACAGGAGUCAUCAUGCCUGUCAGGGAGAUUUGCGAGAGGGUGCGAGCAGUGAAGAGACCAGCGUUUUCUCCCAGAGUGCUCCUGCACACAGACGCUGCUCAGGCCUUCGGAAAGAUCCACGUGGAUGCACAGGACCUGGGUGUAGACUACAUCACCAUAGUCGGGCACAAGUUUUACGCCCCUCGAAUCGGUGCCUUGUUCGUGAACGGUCCUGGGACAUCAACCCCCAUUCACCCUCUGCUGUACGGUGGUGGUCAGGAGCGCAGCUUCAGACCUGGGACUGAGAACACACCUAUGAUUGCUGGUCUGGGAAAGGCCGCUGAGCUGGUGACCACAAACCUAGCAGCGUAUGAGUCUCAUCUCCUGGACAUCCGACUCUACCUGGAGCAGAGGCUUCUGGCUGUGUUUGGAGAGGAGAAGGUUCGUUUCAACAGCCAUUUCCCCGGCUCUGACACACUGCCCAACACGUGCAAUGUGUCCAUUCUGGGUCAAGGGCUUCAAGGUUACCAAGUGCUGUCCACCUGCCGGAGGCUGUUGGCCAGCGUGGGCGCUGCCUGCCACUCUGACCGGGGGGAUCAGCCUUCGCACGUGCUCCUGAACUGUGGGGUCCCAUACCACGUGGCAGCAAAUGCCCUGAGGAUAAGUGUGGGCAGACAGACAUCUCGGCAAGACGUGGACGUGGUGGUGGCGGACCUCCGGGACGCGGUGGAGCAUUUGGAGCAGAUGAACUAGAGCCUCGAUCGUGUGGCGCAGGACUCGCUCCACCCUGAUGGAGUUCUGACUUCCUGCUCUGCCUCUCACUGUCCUGGGUGUUGGUUAGGGAGGAAAGAAGAUACAAGGGAACUAAUCAUGACUUGAAGGGACCAUUUACCGCAAGUGUGGAGAUGAUAUUUUCGUAAACAGGUCAAUUUUGAAGGGGUUUAACGGUUUUAUUUUAUAUUUAUAUUUUUUUAGAUUCUACUUCCAAAUGCUUUGGAAUGUUGCACAUGUGUUAUGGGGCAGAUAUUGUAUGACCUAAAUGCAAUAAUAAUUUAAGGGACUGUUACUGGGCUGGGUAUCUUAAAGUUACAUGAAAUAUUUAUUAAUGUGAUGAAUAUGUAUUGUCAAAGUCUACACCCUGAUGGAAGAACUUAAGCGAGUUUGGAUUUGAACUUGUUGUUUUGAAAAACAGCAGUAGCUGUGGUAGGUUGCAGUAAAAUGUAUGUACACCAUAUGUCUGUUAGCAGUGUUGUUGGACAUGAUGUUGGACUUUUCUCUUCUGAUUAAAGAUCAAAACCAAAUCACA
Molecule: messenger RNA, 2022 nt
Organism: Electrophorus electricus (electric eel)
Lineage: Eukaryota; Metazoa; Chordata; Actinopteri; Gymnotiformes; Gymnotidae
Gene: scly
Product: selenocysteine lyase
Source: RefSeq, a predicted model, not a curated record